CUGGCCAGAGAGUGUUGUCCUUUCGAUGAGACUGUCACACCUUUUGCAAACCUCCAGCCUCCCAUCUGCCUGGUGGUUCAGAAUCGGGAGCGAAGCGCGAGUUGAGCUCUGGCCGCAGCAGCAGCUCCUAGUGAGAGCAAAGCCUUUGACCUGCUGGUUGGAAGGGCCGAGGUCCCAUCAUAACUCAGCCGUAGGACAGUGAAUGGGAGCAGCUGAGUGAGACAGAGGACUUGGAAAGGGGGCAGUUUGCUAGACGCUCUUGUCUUCAUGCAGAUUCACGCCAGGUGCUGCCUUCUCUCCUGAAGCGGGGCUCCCAAGAACAGUUCGGCCGCCCUAUAUUUGGAGUGUAAGUCGUUGCCUGAGGGAGCCUGAGCCAUGGCUUGGAAUGAAUUCAGUGUCCUCAGCUGGCUCAGGGAGAGUCGGCAGUCCCGAAAACUAAUUCUGCUUAUUGUUUUCAUUGCAUUACUCCUGGACAACAUGCUGCUUACUGUAGUGGUGCCAAUAAUUCCAAGUUACCUGUACAGCAUUAAACACGAGAAAAAUGAAACAGAAAUCCAGACUAUGAGACCUGAGAUAGCUGCAUCAACUGUGGCCAGUUUUCAAAGCAUCUUCUCCUAUUAUGACAACUCCACAAUGGAUACUGGAAGUCAGUCUGAUAGGACAAGAUCAAGAAAUUUGUAUCACACUCAGACAGAGCAAAUGGUGGUAAAUGUGACUAACGUACCAUCUGAUUGCCCCACGGAAGACAAGGACUUGCUAAAUGAAAAUGUCCAAGUUGGUUUAUUGUUCGCUUCUAAAGCCACUGUGCAGCUAAUCACAAACCCUUUCAUAGGGCCAAUGACAAACAGAAUAGGCUACCAGAUUCCAAUGUUUGCUGGCUUCUGCAUCAUGUUUCUGUCAACAAUUAUGUUUGCCUUCUCGGGAAGCUAUACAUUGCUGUUCAUAGCAAGAUCUCUUCAAGGAGUGGGUUCCUCCUGUUCUUCUGUGGCUGGGAUGGGUAUGCUGGCCAGUGUUUAUACAAAUGAUGAAGAGAGAGGCAAUGCAAUGGGAAUUGCAUUAGGAGGACUGGCUAUGGGAGUAUUAGUGGGUCCACCUUUUGGGAGUGUGAUGUAUGAGUUUGUGGGAAAGACAGCGCCUUUCCUUGUGUUGGCAGCAUUAGCUCUGUUAGAUGGAGCUGUUCAGUUAUUUAUUCUACAACCAUCCAGAGCACAACCAGAAACUCAAAAAGGGACACCAUUACUGACCCUCUUGAGAGAUCCAUAUAUCAUUAUUGCGGCAGGAUCAAUCUGCUUUGCAAACAUGGCUAUUGCUAUGCUGGAACCAGCAUUGCCUAUCUGGAUGAUGGAGACCAUGUGUUCAAGAAAAUGGCAACUUGGCGUCGCUUUCCUUCCAGCUAGUAUCUCUUAUCUUAUUGGAACUAAUAUUUUUGGGGUACUUGCACACAAAAUGGGAAGGUGGCUUUGUGCUCUACUUGGGAUGAUAAUCGUGGGAAUAAGCAUUUUAUGUGUACCAUUUGCCAAAAACAUAUACGGGCUCAUAGCACCAAAUUUUGGGGUCGGGUUUGCCAUUGGAAUGGUGGAUUCCUCAAUGAUGCCAAUUAUGGGCUACCUUGUAGAUCUGCGUCAUGUUUCAGUCUAUGGCAGUGUGUAUGCAAUAGCUGAUGUUGCCUUCUGCAUGGGGUUUGCAUUAGGUCCCUCUGCUGGUGGUGCUAUUGCAAAGGCAAUUGGAUUUCCAUGGCUCAUGACAAUUAUAGGGAUUGUGGAUAUUCUCUUUGCUCCUCUAUGUUUUUUCCUUCGAAGUCCACCUGCCAAGGAAGAAAAAAUGGCAAUACUCAUGGAUCAUAACUGUCCCCUUAAAACAAAAAUGUAUACUCAGAACAACGUCCAGUCAUAUCCAGUAGGUGAUGAUGAAGAAUCUGAAAGUGAUGAAUAAUAUUAAAAGCCAUAUUGAGUAUUUUGGUGUACACAAUGCAGUGUUUCCUGUGAAACAUCUCAUACAGAAAUAUGUUUUAGGUGUACUGUACUUUUAAUGGUGAAAUAGUAAAAAAACCAAAGGUAUAUUAUUUAUUUCCCAUGGUUAUAACGCAGAUUGCCAACUGCCUUAUAAAGAGAAACUAGCUUUUAUAGGGGGUUUGUAUAGUGGUGAAAACUUUAUUUUAUGUAUUUAAUUUUAUUAAAUAUUAUACAGUAUAUUUUUGAUUAACUGUGUAGUUAAAUCUGUAUAAACAUUUGAAUCCAAACUAUAAUUUUCUAAAUCUUAUUCAUGGACAAUGACAUAAGAUUUCGUAGUUUGGACUCAUUAGUGGGUAAUGAGUUCUUGACAGUAAAAUGCUUCUAUUAAUUAUUCCUCUGAUUAAAAAAAUGUGAAGUUCAAAGAGUACACAACCUAUCCAACUCUCAGCUCUAUUAAAUGUACUGUGCUCUUUGAAGCACAUUCACAAGAGAUAAAGUCUAGUUGCUCAGCUCAGGGUCAUACAGUGCCAUCAAUUUUAGUUUCCUUGCAGAGCUCCCCAGAUGAUUUUAAAGGUGAGCUCUGCAUAAAAUUGAUGGCAUACUGAGACCUUACGGUAAGAAAAUAAAACUAUUUUUAAAAACAAAAAUUGUUUUCAGACAUAUCAGUGUAUUGCUAAAAAAGUUAAAACGUGUUUCUGAAGGAUGGGUACUGCUCUAACUCCAGUGACUCUCGCUGGCUCAUCCACUAAAGGGUAUUGUCACUAGCUUCAGAAGAAACUGUAGGUUUGCUCUCUCACACAGGAGAUACUAUGGUUUCCAUCUGAUGGAUGAAGGAACGCUGGGCAAGUUUCAAGUCAGGAACUCACUUUAGAUAUAUAGGGAUGAAUUGAAAGGCCAGUGUUUGUUGGCUAUUAAUCUAAAAUAGCACUAGGCCAACUAAGGAAACAAAAGACAAGGGUCAAAAUCUGUACGCACCCCCCCCCCUUUGGAGAUUACAGUUGUAUGAGAGUGAAAUUGGGUUAUAAAACUACAGCUGAUGUAAAUAUAGAUGUAGCUCCACUGAAAUCAAUUCAGCUAUGCCAAUUUAAACCAGCUGAGGAUCUGGCCAAGGACAUGUAAAUAUACAACAAAACCAAAGUUAAAACAUUGCCAUUACUUUUUUGCCCUGUAAUGUAGUAUUAGCUAACCAGACAGUCUUGGUGCUGAGAAAACUGGACAGAAGAGUAUUUGAUAUCUCCUGCUAAAAUUAUUUAUGUACAAGUGGGCUAUUAUACCUUCAAGAGAGUUAGAGCAGCAUGAAGCUUUGACAUUUACAAUUUUUAUAUUCAGAACUUUUAUUUUUGUCAUCUCAACUUUAUUUCAGGUACUACUUACACAUUCAUUUCAGGAUUUUUAUGAUUAGUUAAGAUCAUUGCAGUACCACAGUAUUUAUAUUUAACAUCUUACUUGCAGGACUCAACUUCGGUAGCUUUGACUAAAAACUUCUUUACAUUGAUUUGCCUACGUGUCUAGAAAUUUUGUUUGUAUGUUUCUUCUAUUUGAAAAUGAAGUCAAAUUAUAAAUCUAGUCAAAAUAAUGGAAAAGUAACAUAACUAGAGGUAUUGAUAAUGAGCUAUUUGAUGAGACUAAAUCUAAUGCAAUGAAAAUACUGCAUUAGACAAUCUACUUAUCUGAACUGAGAAAAAUCAAACUUCUAAAGUAAACACUCAACAAAAAACUGAAGUAUGUUUUUUAAUCUAGUGUUGUUUACAUGUAGUUUUUGUUUGUAAAUUAAAAUCUUUAUGUGCCUUCUUUCAUGUAUCAGCAGAUGUUUUAUGUACUACAGCAGAUACUCUAUGUUUACAUAUGGUUUUGUAAAGCGUACAUAGUAUGGUCAGAAAGUAUGGAAAUGCUGUGAAUCAAAUCUCAAGUAUUGCUUUGUUGAUAAUUAUGCAGUAAGACUACAUAAAAUAAAUAAUAAAAAAGUAA
Messenger RNA from Mauremys mutica (yellowpond turtle), 3920 nucleotides. It is a transcript of the gene SLC18A2, whose product is annotated as solute carrier family 18 member A2. Lineage: Eukaryota; Metazoa; Chordata; Testudines; Geoemydidae. Gene Ontology annotation, molecular function: serotonin:sodium:chloride symporter activity; xenobiotic transmembrane transporter activity. The record is from RefSeq and is a predicted model, not a curated record. Gene Ontology annotation, biological process: xenobiotic transport; transmembrane transport; aminergic neurotransmitter loading into synaptic vesicle. The coding region runs from base 376 to 1932 and encodes 518 amino acids. The transcript is spliced from 16 exons. Gene Ontology annotation, cellular component: synaptic vesicle membrane; terminal bouton.